AUUGAGCUGCAGGUUCAGGAGCAGCCUGCAGAGAUACGUGCAGCCGUCUACUCUCACCUCGAGGCCUUUGUGCCCUGCAAUAAAGAAGCUCUGCUCAAACGCCUUAAGAAGCUCAGCCUCAACAUACAGGAUGACCGUCUUCGCACGCCCCUGCUGAAGCUGAAGCUGGCAGUGUGCAGCGUGAUGCCGGAGCAGAUUGCCCGAUACAACAUGGACUGUAUCGCCAAAGUGGCAAAGCAGCAGUCUGGGGAAGGAGAGAAGAAUGGCUCCGAAGACGAUGAUGAGGAGAAACCAGGGAAGAGGGUCAUGGGACCUCGGAAGAAGUUCAUCUGGGACGACAAACUCAGGUCACUGCUGUGUAACCUGGUGCGGGUGAAGCUGGGCUGUUAUGAGCUGGAGGGGAAGAACACGUUGUCUCUGGAGGAUUACCUCAAAGCCUUCAUGGAGACGGAAGUGAAACCUCUCUGGCCCAAGGGUUGGAUGCAGGCCAGGAUGCUGUUCAAAGAGAGCACCAUGGCCCAUGGUCAUCUCACAGGUUACACAGCAAAGAAGAAGAUGGUCACUGCUCCAAAGGCCAAGCCAAAGGAGACUGUUUGGAUUCGGCCCACGCCGUCAGCAGGCGCCACUCCCUCACCUGCAGCCCAGGUUGCCAAGCGACCACCUCAGUCACCGUCUGAGCCCAUAUGUCUCGAUGACGAUCUGACAACACCCUCCCUGGACUCCAUCUCCCAGGCCCUCGCCAUCCUCGGCAACGCCGCCAAGGGCCUGGCCCAGGGGGACAGCCCCCCAUCCCCGGACGGACCCAGGACUGCAGCCAACCCUUCCUCCCUCCACAACUCACCACUCCUUCAGCAGCAGCAGCAGAAGAAGAACUCUGUCAGCACUCCCAGCUCCAGUGCACCUCACUACAUCUCUACCUCUUCGUCUUCCUCCACCCCUCUGUCGCGGCUUCCCUCCAUCACGUCCUCUCCUCUGCCCUCCGUGAGGGUGGAUGGGAUGGGGGUCGUCAAGGGCAUCGCGCAGGCGCACAGACACUCAGUUUUGAACACUCAGAGACCUUUGGGUGCAGCAAAAGCCAACAUGUCUGCCUCAACGUCGCCGCCUAAACCACGUCCCCCACCCACUGCAUCUCCACUCGUGGCCCCGGGAUCUAAGACGGGGGUCUCCACUCCCCCGUCUGGCCUCCUCAAAGGCAGCAAUAAUAAUAAAGCCAACAGUGGUGACACUCUAAUCCUCACAUUGCCUCAGUCUCGACCACACACCCUGUCAUCGCCCACGCUCAUCAAAACCUUCCAGGCGCCUCGUCUGCCCCACACCCCGCAGAGUAAAUCCUCCCCCUCCCUCGUGCAGACGCUGUCUGGUGUUCAGCCCCAGCCACAGUCUAACUUUAUCACCCCUAUGCACGCCACGCUCACCAAAUCCACACACAGCAGUAUCCCACCCAUUGUCAAACUCACUCCCCGCAACCCCAUCGUCACCACCUCAGCCUCGCUCUCCAUCUCCCAAAACCCCAGGUCUCAGGCAACCCCCACCAUACACCAGUACUCCCCCCAAACCCCAGCAGGGUUCCGCCCGCAGUUCUCAGGUGCCAAAGGAGGAGCAACCAAGCCAGGGCAAGGCAGCUACACUCCUCCAGGCAGCCAGAAGACCCCCAACAACAGCACCAACAACAUCAGCCUUAUUAACACGUCAUCCAUAAGCAAGCAUUCAGGGUCCAGUGCCUCCCCCACGGUGGCCUCUGCCAACCCAGGCCAGCGUCAGAGGCCCGGGGGUGCGACACCUCAGGGGGUCAAGUCUGUGGCGUCUGUUUCAUCGUCAUCCAUCUCCUCUCAGUUGCCACAGGUCUCCACAGCAGGAACCGGCAGUCUGCUCAGCUCAGCCCAGUCUCUUACCCUGGGGUACGGGAUGCUGGGGGGCCUGGUGCCCGUGUCCCUGCCCUUCCAGUUCCCCUCGCUGCUAAACCUGCCUCCGCUGGGAACGGCAGGCUCCAGUACGGCAGCCGGCGGCUCCGCGGCCAGUAGCAAUGCAUCAUUCUCUACCCUGACCCAGAAUCUGUAUAAGAGUCUCCAGUCAGGGUCUCAGGUUGCUGUGCCUCCUCACUUGCAGCUCGCUUUCUCAGAUGUCAGUCAAAGCCAGGGAGGAGACACUAAGAGGAAGACUCUAUGAUGAUGCAGCGGGAUUCCUACACCCAGCAGACGCUGUCUAAUGAAGCGACGCUGGGACGGACGAUGGGACGUGGCUCUGGGUGACGGACGGACUGGGCUUCACUUGGGACUCCUGAUCUGAGAUCAGCUUAAGUUUUCACGAAUACCACAGUUGACUAUAACUUUUCUAAACAGUUUGAUAAAUUUUAAAUACUAUUCUUCAUAGAAUUGUUAAAUGAAAUGACAAAUGCUGUUUGUCAAUGUUUACAAGAUAGACCUAUAUCACUGUGGACAGGGAGGAGUGAGUGGGUUUUUAGUGCGAGUGUGCGUGAGACAGAAUGUGUGUGUGGGGCUGAACGCGUGCCUUUGUACGUCUCCCUCUCUGAUGCAUGGUCAGUGUGUCUAUUUGGUGCUGUUUUUAUCAUAAUGUUAUUAUCACUGAUACCUGUAAGAAUUGUAAACUGCAAAUUGAUGAAUUUGAGCUUCUUUUUUUUUUCUCUCCAAUGAAAGAUGUAAACUUUUUCAUUGUACUUGAAUUCUUGAAUGAAUUCUUUUCUGUAUAGAACUCAAACCGACUUGAUUAAAAAUCUUUGCUUUCA
Messenger RNA from Paralichthys olivaceus (Japanese flounder), 2743 nucleotides. The record is from RefSeq and is a predicted model, not a curated record. NCBI's taxonomy places the organism in Eukaryota, Metazoa, Chordata, Actinopteri, Pleuronectiformes, Paralichthyidae.